Tarenaya hassleriana is the source of this 1446-nucleotide messenger RNA. Its product is annotated as myb family transcription factor APL-like. The transcript has 6 exons. Gene Ontology annotation, molecular function: DNA-binding transcription factor activity; DNA binding. The coding region runs from base 183 to 1100 and encodes 305 amino acids. The record is from RefSeq and is a predicted model, not a curated record. NCBI's taxonomy places the organism in Eukaryota, Viridiplantae, Streptophyta, Magnoliopsida, Brassicales, Cleomaceae.
AGAGAGAGAGAGAGAGAGAGAGGGCGCCGUCAUCUGAUAUCUUAGAAAACGCAUCGUAUUCUCUUCCAUUUUUGCAUCGCAUUCGUCUUUGAAUUGAAUCUCUCUCCGAAACCCUCUUUUGCAGAGAGAGAGAGAGAGAGAGAGAGAGAACGUUCAAUUCGAAGAGAAAUUAACCUUCAAGUAUGAGUUGUUCAUCGCAUGAGGCCAGACACAACUGCGUUCAAGGCGAUUCGGGUCUUGUCCUUACCACAGACCCAAAACCGCGUUUGCGUUGGACCGUCGAACUCCAUGAGCGUUUUGUCGACGCAGUCACCCAACUCGGCGGCCCCGACAAGGCAACUCCAAAGACGAUCAUGAGAGUUAUGGGCGUCAAGGGUCUCACUCUUUACCAUCUUAAGAGCCAUCUUCAGAAAUUCAGGCUCGGAAAGCAGCCGCAUAAAGAAUACAAUGAUCACUCCGCAAAGGAUGGCUCGAGAGCUUCGGCUUUGGGUCUUCAGCGGAACGCUGCUUCGUCCUCCGGCAUGAUGAUGAGGCACGACAUGAACGAGAUGCAAAUGGAAGUGCAGAGAAGGUUGUAUGACCAAUUAGAGGUGCAACGACAUCUUCAACUAAGGAUUGAAGCACAAGGAAAGUACAUGCAAUCAAUAUUGGAGAAAGCUUGCCAAACGCUAGCCGGUGAGACCAUGGCGGCUAGAGGAGAAGUAUACAAGGAAGAUUUGGCAGUUGCUUCACUAAGCUUCCCGCCUUUCCAAGACCUCAACAAAUACGUAGACACCGAUAAAAUCGACCACCAUUAUUACAAUAUUUACUCGGGGAAGAAGAGACCGAACCCUUUUGGAAGCGAUGCCGAAAAGAGCCUAUUGAUGUGGCCGGAAGAUCAUUUCAGGCUUCAUGAUCUCGGAGGCCCUCCGACGUCUUCUUCUUGUCGCCAGCUCGAUGAACAUCAGAUUCAGAUCCAGAUGGCUUCACAUGUUUCUGCAGAUUUGGAUUCUCCAUCAGAUAUAUACGAUGGGACAUCGUGGUUAUCGAUUGACGGAUUGAGUAUUAAGAAGUUUGAAGCAAGUGGUGGAAAAGCACUUGAAAGGCCGUCCGUCUCCUAGAAGAUCACCAUUGAGCCCUAUGAUGAACCCUAACGGUCGAAUGCCACCACAAGUGAUGGGCAACUCAACGUUUGGGUGAAAUAUCAGAAUAAACUACUAUAUAUGGAAAGGUAACGAGAUACGCUAUUCGUUUUUAGGUCGAGUUAAUUCAUGAGAUCGUGAGCAAGAGAUAUAUAUAUAUAUAUAUAUAUAUAUCGUUCAUGAAUUGUUUGGAUUAUAGAGGUAUUGGAACGAGGGGCAAACUCUUGUGCGGUUGAUUUUUUUUUUAGUUUUUGUUCGAGUUGUAACUUUACUCAAUUGUUGUUGUUGUAAUAUUUUUUUAUAAUCAAGAAAUUUAUUGGGUCUU